AUGGAGCCCAAUGAAACUGUUCUUUCAGAUGUCCAUGUUUUUGCUCCUUUCUUGAAAAUAGAAAACAGUGAUACCGCUUUAACAAGGUUUGUCAUCAAACAACCAAAACAAAAUAAUGAAAAAGACGUGGACCAUGGCAGUAUAAAUACUGUAAUGAAGGACGAUGAGGGAGACUUCGUUGUUGACAGGGGAAUCAAGUAUGAUAAUGAGCCAUGUGAUGUCAUCAUCAUUGAACAUCAACUUGCUACAGUUUUGAAAGAUGUUGGUUUGCAGGUGUGGAGAGGUGCUUUGUUACUGGCUGAUUACCUUUUGGAAAAUGAAGACAUGUUUGCCGGCUGUUAUGGGCUUGAGCUUGGUGCUGGUGUUGGAUUGUGUAGUGUUGUCCUAGGAAGAGUUGCAUCAGCUGUAUUUUGUACAGAUUUUGGUGAUGAUGUUCUUAGAAACUGUCACAAGAAUGCAGAAAUGAAUGCUCAUCUUUACAAGAACACAUCUGUAAAUAAAGAUGAAGGACAAGUUUCACCUGUAGUAAAAGUUAGAGAACUAGACUGGACAAAAGGAAUUAUUUUAUCCAGCACAUCUAAUGGAAUGGAAGAAUGUUAUCGUUGGUCCAAAACGGACACAGAUGAACUAAAGAAAGUGACUGUAUUUUUUGCUGCAGAUGUGAUUUAUGAUGACAAGCUCACUGAUGCACUAUUUAACCAGGUGUUACAUCUUCUACAACAAAAUCAGCAAGCUACCUUCUACUUGUCCAUUGAGAAAAGGCUCAAUUUUACUAUGGAAGACCUAGAUGUAGUCUGUCCAGCUUAUAAGUACUACUUACAGACAAUCCAGAGACUGCAGACAAAGAAAAUACUUCAUGUCAAGCAAAUACCAACCACUUUCACACAGUUCUUCAACUAUGAACGAGUCAAAGAACUAGAAUUAUGGGAAAUGAAAGCACACGGACCCGAAUGACGACUCAAAGAUUCGAACUGCCCCUUUUACCAUACAGCGCGCACACAUCAUUUUG
This is a messenger RNA of Exaiptasia diaphana, 1009 nucleotides long. RefSeq names its product methyltransferase-like protein 22. Gene Ontology annotation, cellular component: nucleus. Lineage: Eukaryota; Metazoa; Cnidaria; Anthozoa; Actiniaria; Aiptasiidae. Bases 1 to 954 code for a protein of 317 amino acids. Gene Ontology annotation, biological process: protein methylation. The transcript has 11 exons. The record is from RefSeq and is a predicted model, not a curated record. Gene Ontology annotation, molecular function: protein methyltransferase activity.